Messenger RNA from Triticum dicoccoides, 2755 nucleotides. RefSeq names its product HVA22-like protein a. The record is from RefSeq and is a predicted model, not a curated record. NCBI's taxonomy places the organism in Eukaryota, Viridiplantae, Streptophyta, Magnoliopsida, Poales, Poaceae. The transcript is spliced from 5 exons. The coding region runs from base 1507 to 2412 and encodes 301 amino acids.
AAUCACACGGAACCGGCCCUGGGUCUCGCUCUAGCCCGCCACUCCCGACAAAUCCUCGCCUCUCCAUCUUUCGUCUCCUCUCCCUCCCUCGUCCCUCCAUCUCUCGAUCUGAAGAGGCGGCGGCCGAUGGCCUGCUCUGCGGUGGCGGCGGCGUUCCUAGGACCCGUUCCGGCAGCGGCCUGAUCUGCUGGGGCGCAGCACCGGCGACCUGAUCUGCUGGUGCGCACCGGCCUGAUCUGCGCCGGGGGGAGGAGGCGGUGGCACCGGCGGCCUAGUCUGCUGGGGGCUGCGGCGACCAGGCCUGUUGGGGGCUGCCGUAGUGCUGCCGUAGCAUCUUCUCUGUAGAUUGCUUUUUCUCGAGUUAGCGAUGAUAUGCAUCUUCUUUUUCUUGUUGGAGGCACAUGAGCGGUAGCAGAUCAUAGCUUCCAUAUAUUCUUAGUUCUUCUGUGUAAAUUGCUUCUUUUUGUUUGUAGAAAUGUAUUCGUAUGAUAUGUUUGAUUUCAUGUAUCUCAGUAUCUGCCAUGCUUGUGUAUAAAUGUUAUCAAAAUGACCAAAUUCGUUUUAUUGCGCUCACCAAACACUCAAAUGUAACCAUUCCAUUCCAUCUAUUGCCUCAACCAAACAUAAGAACGGAACCGACCCAUUCUAGUGGAAUGGAAUGUCAUGGAACCAUGACAUUUCAUUCCAUUUCGUUUCACAACCAAACACACUCUAAGUAGUUUUCAAUAGGAAGGUAGUACAAAAAGAAUCUCUAUCCUUGAUUGCAUGCACUCACAUUUCUCCUUCUCCAAUCCCAUCGUUUGAUUUUAUUCUGGUGCAAUAAGAUUUAGUUGUUUUUUAUUACACCAUUGAUUAUUUAGUUGCUGCUAACUACCUAAUUCUUCAAGGGCAUUUUCGUCCAAAAUCCUCCUUAAUUCUGUGUCUUGGUCACCACGCCCCAAAAAAUACAACUUAUAUAAAGAAACGAAGAGAGUAUAACAAUAAAUUUACAGUCCAUAAAUGAAUUAUUUGUUAUGAUAUCGGUUAGACCUCUUUCAUAACUAAAUAAAUAAAAAUAAAUCCCCUGUCUAAAUAAGAAAACAAUUGCAUUUUGUAUAAUCAAAAUAUGCUUUAUUUAUUUUGCAUCAAGAUUUAUCCCGUAUGAUUGUCUUAUAUUAUGUUAUAAAUAUUUUUUUCGUGACAACGCACGGGCGUGAAAAAGAUUCUGUUCUCUCUGUACGCGUGCCUACGCCGAUUAGAUAUGCUCUGCGCCGUUUAGUCGUCUCGUCUCGUCUCCGUCUGCGUUCAGUCUUUUCCACCAGCACUACGCACGCUUUCCUUUCCUCUCCAGUUUUUGCUCCCCUUGAGACUCCAAAAGCACCCAAAGGCUGGGAACAAGAGGGAAAAAAACGGUGAAGGUUUGAAGAACCCUAGAGGCCAUUGCCAUCUCCAUCGCCGUCUCCUGCGGAUACGGCUCCACGCUUCCAGAAGCUCGGAGUGCGCCCAUUCGAGCUACGAGGGAGAGGCAUGUGCUCCAGAUCUUUGCUCAAUGUUCUCGCCAAGAACUUCGAUGUUCUUGCAGGGCCUUUGGUUGCACUAGCUUAUCCUUUGUAUGCUUCAGUUAAGGCAAUUGAAACCAAAUCCUCUGUGGAUGAUCAGCAAUGGCUCACAUAUUGGGUGUUAUAUUCAUUAAUAACACUCUUCGAGCUGACAUUCACAUCAAUUAUUGAAUGGCUUCCCUUUUGGUCCUCCAUGAAGUUGAUCUUCAUUUCCUGGCUGGUCUUGCCCUACUUCAGUGGUGCAGCCUAUGUGUACCAAAAUUAUGUGAGGCCUGUGUUUGUUAGGAAUCAUAUGAUUAGCAUUUGGUAUGUCCCUCAGAAAAAGGGUCUUCUCUGUAAUUCAGACGACUUCCUCACAGCACUUGAUAAGUACAUUGAAGAAAAUGGACCUGAAGCACUGAAGAAAUUGGCAGACAAGGCUGGCAAGUCAUCUAGACAGUCUGGAAAAUUGUGGAAAGGGUUGAAAGAAUUAAAAUCGCUGAAGGAGUUUAAAAAAGCAAAGGCAUCAAAAGAUACAAAAGCCUCGAAGGCGUCAAAGGAUUCAAAAGAGCAGAAGAAGGCGCCGAAAUGCUCCGAAGAACCAAAAAAGGCACUGAAAGAUUCAAAAGAACUAAAGCGGUCAUUGGAAGACUGGAAAGAGCUGAAGAAAUCACUGAAAGAUCGAAAAGAGCCGGAGGCGAAAGAUUCAAAUGAACGUCAACCGAAGAUGAGCGACAAACGUGUGACAUUCGCGGAGGUGGAGGCUGAGAAAGAAUUCAAGGCCUCCAACAGUAACUGGCAUCCAACCUCCGAUUAUGGCAGCGCAUACCCUGAGCACUACUCAUGGAACCGCAGCUUUAUAAUCUUCGACGAUGAACAUAGUUACCGGAACUAGAUAGGUGAACCCUGAACUUUUCUGGAAACCUUAGAUUACACAUGUGUGCUCGCUGUUGUGUUUCUUGAACAGACCAGAUGCACCUGGCGUUGAUUUGGAAGGGGCGAAAGGCCCAUUUCGGCAUCAACCACGGGAAUGGAGAUCACCUGCUGCGUCUUUUGUGUGUUGAUCGUUAGUUCUGACCUGUCGCGUCGUGUAACAUAUUCUAUUAGUCCAGUGGUCGUUUGCAGGUACUAACUGUAGGUGUGUAGAUGUUGGUGGUGUUUUUGGAGCACAAAACCUUGUUAUUAUUAGCUGGAAGAGUCGAGGUGAUAUUAAAUCCGUUGUCAGGACUUGCAUUUUU